CGACUGAUUACUCGUGGUGGCCGAACCCAACGUGGUGGACAUGGACCUCCCCCGAGCCAGCCUUGAUCUCUUCUGGCCUAUUGUUUCAUCAUUUUCCAUCUUUCCUAUGCCUUACAAGAGUUAGUCUCCUUGAAGAGAUCGUAGAGAACUCAGGUCCAAGAGAACUGGGCGGUGCACGUGAUCUUAUAACUCAAUACAAGCUGUUGCCACACCAUGAGUUCUUUUGCAAGAGAUCACUUCCUGAGAUGCUCAUUACCUUCACAAUGUGGUGGGCGACACCAGAUAUUAGAAAGGGAGAAAGAAUGCAACUGGAUCAGCUUAUUCCAAAUGCAACGCAUAACCGAGAUGGAAAUGCUCGCAUCCAACCUUUUGUUCUAGAUGAACUUAAGGAGGCUUUUGAACUUAAUGAUAUACAUCUCCUUCGAGCUAGGUAUGAGAAUUUAAUGAUAUCUCCAUGUUUCUUCUUACAGGCAGAGAAGGAGGGUGCUCUUACCAUUGCGUCAAAAUCAAAAAAAAAAAAAAGCGAGUCAAAAGACAAGGACAGGAACAAGGAGAAAGAUGGGGAACAUAAGAAGCACAAGCACAGACAUAAAGAUAGGACCAAAGACAAGGAUAAAGACAGGGAUCGCGAGAGAAAGAAGGCAAAAAAAGUGGACACCAUGAUAAGAAAAGGAAGCACAACGGGAAUGAAGAUGUUGAUGACGCUCAAAGGCAGAAAAAGAGCAAGCACAAGAGUUCAAAGGUUGAUGAGAUGGGCACACGAUAAAAGGUUUGAGACUGAAGCGGUGGAGACACUCAGAUUUUGUAUUUUACACAUCCAAGUAGAUGGAGGUCUCAUGUCAGUCCCAUCACAAGAUAAUAUAUAA
Molecule: messenger RNA, 866 nt
Organism: Eruca vesicaria subsp. sativa (arugula)
Lineage: Eukaryota; Viridiplantae; Streptophyta; Magnoliopsida; Brassicales; Brassicaceae
Source: the annotation of a GenBank genome assembly